AUGCAGGAUACCCUUCAGCAACAAACAAGAGAAAGUUCAGAACUUCCACCAAAGGUGUCUUUUUUCGGGCACAAGAUGGGUGAUUUAAGUGAUGGACAGCACAAAGAUGGGUACUUGGCAGUCGUUCCCCGGUCCAGACCGGCCUGCACCUGCGGAAACCGGCCGGGUUCCGUUAGGUGCGCUCGUCACGGUUACGUGGUGCCAGGGGAGAAGAAGAAGCGCGUGGCUAGCAAAGAGAUCCUGAGAAGAGCACUAACACCAUCACCAAAACGUUUAGGACUUAGAUGGCUGAAUUUCAGACCAACCCCUAGCAGACUCUCUAACAUGUCCAUGGCUUGA
Molecule: messenger RNA, 339 nt
Organism: Sphenostylis stenocarpa
Lineage: Eukaryota; Viridiplantae; Streptophyta; Magnoliopsida; Fabales; Fabaceae
Source: the annotation of a GenBank genome assembly